UCUGAAAAUCUUUGGAAAAUUUCACUAAUUUAUAGAUUGACAAAAAUGGCAUUAGGGAAGAAGAGAAUCGUUACCCAGAAGUCGAAUUUGAGGCAACGUCGUGAUGUGGGUGAUGGAGGAUUAGGGUUAGGGUUAGAGUUUGUACAGUACAAGAGAGGAUUUGGGAGAAAGAGGAUUCUAAUUUCAUCAGGUGAUGAGAUUGAGGAGGAUUCGAUUUUCACUUCACCUGUUGGUAAAAAGCUUUGCGAUAAAACUACAUCGGUUGCUGAUGGUCAAAGUCGAGAGCUUGAAGAUCUUCCGCUAGAUAUUCUGGUGAGGAUUAUCUGUGGGGUCGAGCAUGAAGACUUGAAACAAUUGUUUCAUGUUUCAAAGACAAUAAGAGAAGCUACAUUGAUCGCAAAGCAGUCGCAUUUCGCGUAUAAUACACCUCGGAAAACAUCGGUUUUCCACCAUCACCAUGGCAGAUUCGGUUGGGACAAACCUUUUGAUGUAGAGGAUGAUGAUAAAGAGAUUGAAGCUCCAGGUGCACCAUUGCAGAAAAGGUACCGCCUUUCGAGGAUAAACCGCAACAAGGACGAUUCUGGAGUCUCGGUGGCUCUGUUCAACUGAAUCAAACAACUUGGUUUGAGGCUAAUACUAUGAACUUGGUUUCUUCAAGAUUCUUAAUUGAAGAGGAGGGGUUUUAAAGUUAUGUAUUUGGGUUUUUGGUUUGGAUAGGUCUCUGUAAAUUGUUGUUAGAUACAAAAAGAAAGAUAGGGUUUUGGAAAGGCUUAGCUUGUUUAGAAGAAACUCUUUGGGAGGGUACUAAAUCUUUUUGUAUGUUGUGUAGUGUGAAUAUAGUUUAUUUGGUUUU
Messenger RNA from Arabidopsis arenosa, 853 nucleotides. The record is from the annotation of a GenBank genome assembly. NCBI's taxonomy places the organism in Eukaryota, Viridiplantae, Streptophyta, Magnoliopsida, Brassicales, Brassicaceae.